Penicillium bovifimosum is the source of this 1110-nucleotide messenger RNA. Its product is annotated as putative extracellular protein. The record is from RefSeq and is a predicted model, not a curated record. Bases 1 to 1110 code for a protein of 369 amino acids. Lineage: Eukaryota; Fungi; Ascomycota; Eurotiomycetes; Eurotiales; Aspergillaceae. The transcript has a single exon.
AUGAAAGCCUUUAUUCUUUCCGGUCUUCUGGCCGCCACUGUCUCUGCUCACAUGCAAUUGAGCAGUCCAUACCCUAUCCGCAGUCCCCUGAACAAGGACGCCAAGGGCGAGAAGGACUAUUCUUAUACCAACCCCCUCUCCAGCUCCGGCAGCGACUACCCAUGCAAAGGCUACGCCAACGAUGACUUCGAGGCCGUCGCGACGUGGGCGCCAGGCUCCUCACAGGAGAUGCAACUGGAAGGCAGCGCCACCCACGACGGAGGUUCCUGUCAGCUGGCUCUGACCUACGAUAAAGGCAAGACCUUCAAGGUCAUCGAGUCAAUCGAGGGCGACUGUCCCAUCGCCAAGAAAUACAAGUUCGAAGUCCCCUCCGACGCACCGGCCGGUGAUGCCCUCUUCGCCUGGACCUGGUUCAACAAGGUUGGCAAUCGUGAGAUGUACAUGAACUGCGCUAUGGUCAGCAUCGGUGGCUCCGGCAACCGGAAUACCACUCAAAGCACCGAGGACAGGAAGGUCAAGAUGGCACCCAAGCACAAGGUCGACGAAAAGCAUGAGGCAUCGUCUGAUGAGAAGCAGCCCGCCCCCAAGGCCCAUGAUCAUAAGGAUACCAAGAAGACGAAGAACGCCAAGACCAGCUUCGAUAGUCUGCCUGAACUAUUCGUUGCCAACGUCAACCAGGCUGGAAAGUGUGUUACGAUCGAGGGCCAGGCUGUCCACUUCCCCAAGCCAGGCCCUAACCUCGUCGGUAAGGCUGAGGGUAAGGGUUACAAGUGCUCGGGCAAUGCUCCUUUUCUCGAUAGCGACGGUGCCUCCAACUCGACCAACUCGACCAACUCAACCAACACCACCAACACUAGCAAGAAGAUUUCUAAAGUCGCUCAGGCUUUCGGUACGGCCCCUGCUACCGCUGACACUCGCGUCCUCGUCGAGGCCUCGACCAACAACCCGUUCAGCGACUAUGUCGGUCGGUUCCGCUGCCAGUCCGGUGAGCUGAUCUGCUCGCCUGAUGGGUCCUCCUUUGCCAUGUGCACUCACGGCAAGCCUGUCUUCAUGGGCCCUGUCGCUGCUGGUACUGUGUGCCGCUGGGGUACUAUCGUUGCUGCCCACUAA